AUAUAAAAUGGUAGACGGAACCGAAAUCGUUGGAGAAGAACAGAACACGUACGAAAGGGGAGGAUGUCAUCCACAUCUCUGCUACCUAUCAAUGGAGGCCUCCUCUUCACUCAAAGCUCAUCCUUUCCCAAUCACCAUCGUCCCUCUGCGCCUCUCUACAAUUGGAGUUGGAGAAGACACCAAGGUGGAAGUGUAGUUGCUUACAGAACCAAUGGCAGUGCUCUUCAAUUGUUGGCCAAUCCUAAUGUUUCUUCAAAGAAAGGAGCAUCAAAUAAUGAAGUGAUAAUGGUUGAUCCUUUGGAAGCCAAGCGGUUGGCUGCCAAGCAAAUGGAAGAAAUUAAAGCAAAAGAGAAAUACAAGAGAAAACGUCAAAUUGAAGCAAUUAAUGGUGCAUGGGCAAUGAUUGGUCUUACAGCAGGCUUGCUAAUUGAAGCUCAAACUGGAAAAAGCAUUCCGACCCAGUUGGUUGACUACUGGAGUGUCAUUGUUGACAUUUUCGUGCCUGAAACCUUUUCCCUUCAGUUGGUUGGCUACUGGAGGGCUAUUGUCGACAUGUUCAUGCGAUAGAGAUGAUUUUGGUGCAUGGUUGAAGAAUUGCAGAUUAAUUCUUGUAUUAUUCUUUCAAAUCCUAUGAAUUUGUUGUGUUAAAUAAUCGUUGCAUCUGCUAACAUAUUGUGUAAUAUAUAUGUUGUACUUAUAACUCAGCUUCUGUGCC
Messenger RNA from Pyrus x bretschneideri (Chinese white pear), 715 nucleotides. RefSeq lists its product as uncharacterized. Bases 64 to 567 code for a protein of 167 amino acids. Gene Ontology annotation, cellular component: chloroplast thylakoid membrane. The transcript has 5 exons. The record is from RefSeq and is a predicted model, not a curated record. NCBI's taxonomy places the organism in Eukaryota, Viridiplantae, Streptophyta, Magnoliopsida, Rosales, Rosaceae.